AACACCUGGGCAACCUGAGCUUCAACAUCUGGAACAAGAUGAAGGACAUGGUCUCCUACACUCCUGUGAUUCUGGACCCAAACACUGCUCAUCUAAAACUCAUCCUGUCUGAAGAUCUGACCAGUGUGAGACUUGGAGGAAAGAGACAGCAGCUUCCUGAUAAUCCAGAGAGGCUUGAUAGAUACCACUGUGUCCUGGGCUCUGAGGGCUUUAACUCAGGGACUCACAGCUGGGAUGUUGAGGUUGGAGACAGUACAGACUGGGAACUGGGAGUAUUAGCAGAGUCUGUCCAGAGGAAGGGAGGCAGACCGUCCGGAUUAUGGACAAUAUUGUUCCAUAAAGGUAAAUGCUCAGCACGGUCACCAUCAGCUCCACCCACUGUUCUCGUAGUGCAGAAGAAGCUCCAGAGGAUCAGAGUGACUCUGGACUGGAACAGAGGAAAGCUGUCAUUCUCUGAUGCUGAUACUAACACACACAUACACACCUUCACACACACCUUUACUGAGAAGAUGUUUCUAUUCAUUAACACUUGGGAUAAAGUCCCACUGAAGAUAUCACCAGUGAAGGUGUGUGUGUGACAGUGGAGCAGAGCAGCUAGAGAUAAAGAGGAUGAUGAUAUUCAUGAUGGUGUUUAUUUUCUUAAAGAGUCAUCCAAGCGAUUUACAAUCCGAAAAUUGCAAGAAUCCUGCAUCAAACCUAACCCUAACUCUGUAUCAAAUAUGUUGAACUGCUUCAAUGCUGCAGUCGAAAGCACGUUUUGUUUUUUUCAUGUGUAAAAUGAUUGUUUUUUUUUUUUAGUUUUGGCUA
Sander lucioperca (pikeperch) is the source of this 807-nucleotide messenger RNA. Its product is annotated as nuclear factor 7, ovary-like. The record is from RefSeq and is a predicted model, not a curated record. Gene Ontology annotation, molecular function: protein binding. The transcript has a single exon. The coding region runs from base 39 to 578 and encodes 179 amino acids. Lineage: Eukaryota; Metazoa; Chordata; Actinopteri; Perciformes; Percidae.